Messenger RNA from Entamoeba invadens IP1, 435 nucleotides. RefSeq lists its product as hypothetical. The annotation marks the transcript as partial. The record is from RefSeq and is a predicted model, not a curated record. NCBI's taxonomy places the organism in Eukaryota, Evosea, Mastigamoebida, Endamoebidae. The transcript has a single exon.
AUGAGAAAGCUGCGUCCACAUCAUCUGACACCCUGCCUGCUUAGCGUCGGGCUGUUCUGCAGUCCGGCGAUCCUCGCCGGCGAGAACUUCAGCGAGCUGUUCACCGAUGCCAAGCCGAAUCUGGAUCUGCGCUAUCGCUACGAGCACAUCGACCAGGACAACGCGCUGAAACAUGCCAAUGCGCAGACGCUGCGCACCCGCAUCGGCUUCCAGACCGGUCAGUGGUACGGCCUGUCCGCACUGGUCGAGGCCGACAACGUCAGCCGCCUGGGCGACGCGGCCUACAACAGCACGCGCAACGGCCAGACCGACUAUUCGACCGUUCCGGACCCCGACGGCAGCGAGAUCAAUCAGGCGCUGCUGCGGUACGACCAUGCACUCGGCAUGCUGUGGUCGGGCGGCAGCGGAUCAUCUGGACAUCACGCUUCGUUGGUG